Paramecium pentaurelia is the source of this 600-nucleotide messenger RNA. NCBI's taxonomy places the organism in Eukaryota, Ciliophora, Oligohymenophorea, Peniculida, Parameciidae. The record is from the annotation of a GenBank genome assembly.
AUGAAGUAAUUGUAAGAGACAAGUAAAUAAAUUAAAAAUUUACAAUUAUUUAAUCCAUAUAGAUAAAUCAAAAAUACUUAAAAGAAUUAAAGAGAUGAUGGAAAAAUUGAAAAACAGGCAUUUAUAGUCUAAAUAAAAUUAAGUAUUAUGCUAUCAAUUAUAUUAGAAUUGAUGUUUCUAAUAUAUUCCCUUAAAUGUACAUGGCUUCUUAUAUUAAUGACAUUGUAAAAACAAAUAAUAAUUUAAUUUACAUCUUAUUAUCUAUGUCUAAUAAAACAAGGAUUUAAUCUACAUGGCAAUAACUAUCUUUUUAUAAGCAUUUCUAACAUGAUAAUCUCAAAAGUGGAGGAUUGUUAUUUAAACAUUUUUGCUCUUUGUAAUCUAAUAGUGCUAUAGAUUAUUUAGUAUCUACAAUCAAAGUAGUACUUUCUAAUAUAGAUUUCUAUGUCAGAAAAAAGACAUUUUUUUUAUGAGUCAAAGUUUGUUAUAAAGCAACUGUAUAAAAUGAUAUAUAAAAAUGAUGUGAUUUAUAAACUUAAUGAGAUAUUUGGUAGAGGAGAAAAGAAAAGAAUUAUCAAAGAAAAUUAUUAAGUUGAUUGA